This is a messenger RNA of Amphibalanus amphitrite, 2228 nucleotides long. RefSeq names its product neurogenic locus notch homolog protein 1-like. The transcript has 2 exons. Lineage: Eukaryota; Metazoa; Arthropoda; Thecostraca; Balanomorpha; Balanidae. The coding region runs from base 277 to 1578 and encodes 433 amino acids. The record is from RefSeq and is a predicted model, not a curated record.
GGUGCGGGGCGCCGGUAGACUUUCCGUCGAGCGGUGCCGGCGCGGCGCGCGGCUGAGGUUAGUCCGUCGUGAUCUCCCGCAGUCUCCGGCAGCGCACCGCGCCACUGCACCGCACCGAGUCCCGACCCGGACAAACAGACCGAUUACUGUAACGGUAUCGAGCAGCGGGACCGCGGCACCGGCCACCGAGACGACCCAGAGCGCCACCCGAGGGCACAGGACGCACACACAGCGGGGAGGGACCCAGUCAGGAAACAUACGACACAGGUGAUCACUAUGAGGGUGGUACUGGCAUCGCUGGCGACGCUGCUGCUGGUGGCGGGGACGGCCACCGCCCGCACCGAGAGGCAGUUCCUCAAAAAGUGCCCACGGGGCUUCGACCUCAUGUACGACCGCCAGGCGCGCAAGCUGACCUGCGAGUGCAAACGCAACCACCUCUACUGGAAGGAGACCGGCUUGUGCUACCGCGAGUUCACGCAGGGGCCAUGCAAGCAGGGCAACAGGAUCGUCCUGAACGCCACUAGCAAUGAAGUCAUCUGCCAGUGUCCCACCUUCUGGUCGCAGUACGAGGACGGUACGUGCCACGAGGACUUCACACGCGGCCCGUGUCCCGAUGGAGAGCUGAUCGUGUACGAUCCGGCCACCGACCGCGGCGUAUGCCGGUGUGACGCCUCCAUGCGCAUGCAUUACUUCCCUAAGACCGGUAGGUGCUACCCCAAGUACAGCCAGGGUCCGUGCAAUGACGGCCACAUCGUCAAGUUCGACUACCGCAGCCUGGAGCCGCGAUGCGAGUGCCGCGACGGCUACACCAAGUGGGCGGACGGCCAGUGUUACCAGCUGAACACCGCCGGACCGUGCGACCUGUCCGACUGUCCCGGCGCGCCCUGCCUGAUCCAGAACCUGGAGACGCUGCGCACCGAGUGCACGUGCCUGCCCUCGGGCGCGCGCACCGCCGACGGCCACUGCUACCAGCCCUACUCGCAGGGUCCGUGUGACGCCGGGCAGUGGCUCGUGCUCGACAACGACGGCACCUCCUCCUGCGAGGCCAAGAAGCAGUGCACGCGCUUCGACAACUGGUUCUUCUGGGAGGGCACUGAGCGCUGCUACCGCCAGUACACGCAGGGUCCCUGUGAGCUGGGCCAGCUGUUUUACAUGGACCCGACCACGGGCCAGCCGAGCUGCCGCUGCGAUCCCACCUGGAACGCCUACUACUGGGCAGAGGACGGCCGCUGCUACGAACAGCACUCGGUUGGACCGUGCCCGCAGGGCAUGUUCUUCGGCUACAACUUCACCCAGGAGCGCGCCGAGUGCAGCUGCUUCAAGAGCCACGUGCUGAACCCGGAGGACGGCACGUGUCUGGAGCGCCACACGCGUGGCCCGUGCGACCAGGGCGAGCUCGUGCACGAGAACGAAAACGGCCACCUCACAUGCAAGUGCUCCAAGGAUCUCAGCUCACACUACUGGGAGAAGGACGGCAAGUGUUACGAGCACUUCAAACAGGGUCCGUGCAAGGACGGUGAGACCUUCCGCAUCGACCACCGCACCGGCCGGCCCAACUGCAUAGUCUGGCAGGGCUAGAGGCGGCGCGCAGUCGCGGGGUAACUUCGAUCUGAGCACAGCAUUUGACAGUGGCGCGCGCGGGCCGGCUGCACGCGCGGCGGCUCGGCGGCGCGGUGCGGCCUGCAUUGUGGGACGGACCGGGGUCAGAGGCGUGGUCUUGUUCAGCUGCUCGCGGGGAGCAGUGGCCCGAGACGGCUCCGCCGCGACAGGUGUCCCCAAGGCUGGCCGCUGACAGCGCACAUUAUCAUUUGGCCAGAACCCGCCGCACACGGACGCUGCAGGCGCGCGGUGGUGAGCUGGCAGGCGUGCGUACGAGUGGAUGUGUGGUAUGGUGUUCCAGGGUGAGCGCUUAUAUAGAGACCGGGGCUUGAUUGUAAAUAAGACAGCGUGAUAAGGUGAUAGCAGAGUGCUGAGAGCCCAUGUGUUAUUGAACGUCAUCGUAUGAUCUUAAGUUAUGUUAGUGUUAUGGUGGACAGGCAGUAUUGAAUCCGUUUGACUGGAUCCCCGAUCUGUUUUAACACGAAUCUGAUGUUGUGAGAGGAACAUUCUCAUAGCCUGUUCAUGUAAUCAGAGCAGAUCAGUGUAAAAUUCAGCGUUGAUUGUAUAUCACUGUGUUUUUCUCAGUGACUUUGCUUGUAAAUCGCUCGUGAAUAAAGAUUUACAUUUCA